UCCUCGUUUUUAAAUAUGUUUUCAGUUUCAAAAUCACCAGUCAAAAAAGUGAUAAAGUCAUUUGCUAAUAAACUUCGUCAAAGUCAAGUGUUUAUUAAGGUAUUUGCUUUAAUCCAUGCUAAAAUACCUAUCAUAAAAUCCACUCAUAAAAAUACUGGUAUUGAUUGUGAUAUAUCAUUUAAUAAUGUCAGUUCAGUUCACAAUUCUCAUCUUCUCAAUUACAUUUUAAGUAUGGACUACCGUAUUAAACCAGUUUUAAUGAAUUUAAAGAUAUGGGCUAAAAACAUUGGGCUUAUUAAUACUAAUGGAUUUUCUAGUUACUCGUUCUAUUGGUUAGGAUUAUUUAUUAUGCAAGUUAUGGGAAUAUUGCCAGCCAUUCGUGAUUUACAAAAAUCUGUCCCCGAAGUUCUAGUUAGUCAAUGGAAUUGUGCAUUUUCCAAAAAUCCACAAGAAUAUAUUAUUAACAAACAAGAAAGUCUAAGUGAGAGUGACAUAUUAAAUUUUUUCUAUAAAUAUUAUUCAAAUUUCGACUUUGAUAAAUUUGUGAUAAGUCCAUAUACUGGUUUUCCAUUACUCAAAAAGGAUUUUGAAAAUGUAGAACAGCUUCCAGGUGAACUAUGGAGGUACAAACAAUUUUAUAAAGAAAAUAAGGAAUGCCCGAAGUUAUUAUUUUUGGGUACUUGUCAAUUUAAAAUGUACACUCAAGAUCCAUUUCAACAUAAUGUAAAUAUUACAGCAAGAGUGACUCCAAAAAUAUUUGAGAAAUUUAUCAAUGCUUGUAUAGAACUAAAACCUUAACAAAAAAUAAAAAAAUAAUCUAUGCUUACAUUUUAACUUAACAAUGAUAAAAUAACCAUACUACAUUUAUAUUGUUUUAUUAUAAGAAUUUUAUAUUACUUAAAAUAAUUUACACUAUGUUUAACAAAUAUUUUUUAAUUCAUUAUUAUGUUUUAUAAUAUAAUUUUUUGAUGUAUACACUAUAAAGUAUAGCCUAUAAGGCCAUAAUUGUAAUAAAUAAAUUAUAUCAGUAUAUCACAUAUUUGAAUUUUUCUAGCACAUGUAUAUAUUUUUGUAUUAUAAACAUUAAAUACAUUAAAAUCUGAGCCCUAAUUAUCACUAUUAUUAUAUUAAAUUAUUACUUUAAUUUAACCAACAUAAAUUACAACCUUAGAUCAUAUACUUGCACAUAUACUUGUACUGAUUUUCUUUAAAAUUGUAUUUUGAAGACCUGAAACUUGAACUUUUUAAUAAUUUAAUUGUUUCAAUUGAUAAAAACAACGUCAAAUAUUUAAUUCACUAGAAUUAUUUGUAGUCAGUACAAUAAACAUUAAAUUCAAAGUACUAAUGUUUUAUUCUGUAAUGAAAACAAUGUACAACAGUUGUAAAUGCAAUACAAAUAUGUGUGCAUAUAAUGGAUAAGGAUAACUUAAAUGUAAAGUUUGGUAUGUAUAACUUAAGGUUCUGUUCAAAAGAAUUUGUUAUUUAUUAAGCAUUUGGUAUGUUGCAACCUUUAUUGUUGUUUCUUUAUUUAUACAUUUAUUCUACUGCUUAUUUUAACUAUCAUCACGUAACAAUUUACCAAUUAUGUAUUGUGUGGUUCACCUGUGUAGCAUAAAGGUGAAUAAUUAACAAUCCAUUAUUAAGUAAAUAUGAAUCAAUUGUAAAACAAUUGGAAUAAGAGGUAUGUAUAGCUAAUUAAGGAAUUAAAAAAAAAAUGUAUGAAUUAAGUUAAUUUUUCUUACAUAAUUUUAAGGGUCAAUAUUACCUAUAGUAUAAGCAUUAGUUAUAGAAUUAUUAAAUAUUAUUUGUAACUUAAGUGAUGUACCAUACUACCAUUAGAUGUUAGAUUCACCUCUGAUAAAUUAGCUCAGAAUCUCACAGAUACUUCAAAUAAUAAAAAUAAAAAUAUACCAGUACCUAACCUACAUAAUUUCAUUAAUAUAUAUGCCUGGACUCGCAAUCAAUUUGAAUUAAGCAAUGAUUAUGCUAAAUUGUUAAUUAAUAUAUUAUAAAAUUUGCAUCAACAUCCAAA
Messenger RNA from Acyrthosiphon pisum (pea aphid), 2032 nucleotides. Its product is annotated as terminal uridylyltransferase Tailor. Bases 16 to 798 code for a protein of 260 amino acids. Lineage: Eukaryota; Metazoa; Arthropoda; Insecta; Hemiptera; Aphididae. Gene Ontology annotation, molecular function: RNA uridylyltransferase activity. The transcript has a single exon. The record is from RefSeq and is a predicted model, not a curated record.